Molecule: messenger RNA, 2731 nt
Organism: Grammomys surdaster
Lineage: Eukaryota; Metazoa; Chordata; Mammalia; Rodentia; Muridae
Gene: Tbc1d16
Product: TBC1 domain family member 16
Exons: 11
Coding region: 1-2301 (766 amino acids)
Biological process (GO): activation of GTPase activity
Cellular component (GO): early endosome
Molecular function (GO): GTPase activator activity
Source: RefSeq, a predicted model, not a curated record
AUGUCUCUGGGCCGCCUCCUUCGUCGGGCCUCCUCCAAGGCCUCGGACCUCCUGACCCUCACCACGGUGGGCAGUGGCGGGUCCCUCUCCGUUCUGGAUGGAGAGGUCAUCUACUCCAAGAACAAUGUCUGCGUGCACGCACCCGAGGGGCUGCAGGGCCCUGGGGAGCACCACCCAGGGUACCUGUGCCUGUACAUGGAGAAAGAUGAGCUGCUGGGGGCUACCCUCAUCCUGGCAUGGGUCCCCAACUCUCGCAUCCAGAGGCAGGACGAGGAGGCCCUACGCUAUAUCACCCCCGAGAGCUCCCCUGUGCGCAAGGCACCCCGUCCUCGGCGGCGGCGUACCACAAGCCUGGGGGCCCCCUACCAACCCUCUCCCACAGAGCCAAGGCCUCCCCUGAUUCCCAAAGACGAAGACAUCCUGGUCGUGGUUCAGAACACACAGGAUACUGUGCAUAUCAGCCCUACGGAUGAAGAUGGGGAAAAACUGGCCCAGGGGCCAGAGGUGGAUGGACCCUUGCCCACCUCACAACCUGUGCAUAGUGACUCUGGGAUCCUGUCUACCGUUAGCUCCCAGGAUGGGACGGAGGAUGGUCGGGAGCCACGGCCCGAGGCUGUGGAGGAAGAGGGCUCCUUGGAGUUGUCGGCAGAUGGCGUGAGCAGGGAUAGCUCCUUCGACUCGGACUCUGACGCCUUCUCCUCGCCCUUCUGCCUCUCUCCCAUCAGUGCGGCCCUUGCGGAGGGGAACAGUUCUGCAUUCCUGGAGAGCGAGGGGAGCUCCCCCUGUAGCUCCGAUGCCAACCUGCGGUUCCCUGACAGCAAUGGCCUCCUGCAGACACCUCGCUGGGAUGAGCCACAGCGGGGAUGUGCUCUGGAGCAGAUCUGCGGUGUGUUCCGAGUGGACCUGGGCCACAUGCGCUCCCUGCGUCUCUUCUUCAGUGACGAGGCUUGCACGAGUGGCCAGCUGGUGGUGGCCAGCCGAGAGAGUCAAUACAAGAUUUUUCACUUUCACCAUGGCGGCCUGGACAAGCUCUCUGAGGUGUUUCAGCAAUGGAAAUUCUGCACGGAGACACAUCUCAGGGACCAGCAGGUCACGGAUGAGAGGACAUGCAUGCAGUUCUCCAUCCGAAGGCCUAAGCUGCCAUCCUCUGAAAUCCACCCUGAGGAGAGCCUGUACCGGAGGCUGGACGUGUCCGCCUGGCUCAAUCACCUGAAUGACCUGGGCCAGGUGGAGGAGGAAUACAAGCUACGCCAGGCUAUUUUCUUUGGUGGCAUUGAUGUGUCGAUCCGGGGGGAGGUCUGGCCUUUCCUGCUGCACUACUAUAGUCAUGAGUCCACGUCGGAGGAACGGGAGGCGCUUCGUUCGCAGAAGCGAAGGGAAUACGCAGCUAUCCAGCAAAAGAGGCUCUCUAUGACUCCGGAGGAGCACAGAGCCUUCUGGCGUAAUGUGCAGUUCACUGUGGACAAGGACGUGGUUCGGACAGAUAGGAACAACCAGUUCUUCCGAGGGGAUGACAAUCCAAACGUGGAGAGCAUGAGGAGGAUCCUGCUGAACUACGCUGUGUACAACCCAGCCAUCGGCUACUCACAGGGCAUGUCCGAUCUGGUGGCACCUAUCCUGGCUGAGGUCUUGGAUGAAUCAGACACCUUCUGGUGCUUCGUGGGUUUGAUGCAGAACACCAUCUUUGUCAGCUCUCCCCGGGACGAGGACAUGGAGAGACAGCUGCUGUACCUGCGGGAGCUGCUCCGGCUGACACACCAACGCUUCUACCAACACCUGGUCUCCCUGGGUGAGGAUGGCCUCCAGAUGCUCUUCUGCCACCGUUGGCUCCUGCUCUGCUUCAAGAGGGAGUUUCCUGAGGCCGAGGCCCUGCGCAUCUGGGAAGCCUGCUGGGCCCACUACCAGACGGACUACUUCCACCUGUUCAUCUGUGUGGCCAUCGUCGCCAUCUACGGGGAUGAUGUCAUCGAGCAACAACUGGCCACGGAUCAGAUGCUCCUGCACUUCGGAAACCUGGCCAUGCAUAUGAACGGAGAAUUGGUGCUCAGGAAGGCCAGGAGUCUCCUGUACCAGUUCCGCCUUCUGCCACGGAUCCCCUGCAGCCUGCAUGACCUGUGUAAGCUGUGUGGGACAGGCAUGUGGGACAGCGGGUACAUGCCAGCUGUGGAGUGUGCCGGCCACCACUCGGGCUCAGAGAGCUGUCCCUAUGGGGGCACAGUGGAGAUGCCGUCACCCAAGACCCCAAGAGAAGGCAAAAAAGGCCCAAAGGCACCACGGGAGGCCUUUGGUUUCCGAAGAUAAGAAAGCCCCUGCCCUUGACCAUGGGCGAGGGGACCUCCAUGAGGUCCUGGGCAAGUGGGGGGAGGGAGGGGACGGACAUGGAGAGGACAUGAGGUCAAAGCCUCUGACCGAGGUGAAGGGAACCUUGUCAGGCUCCAGAACUGACAGCAGGUAUCAGCUGUCCCAAGAAUUUAGCUCCUGAAAGGCUGGUCCCAGGAUGUCUGGCUAGCCACUGGAAUGAAGGCUGCUGGUUGGCUGGGGGUUCCAGAAGAGGCCAAGCCUCAAGCCGUGGGCAAGGCAGGGACUAGAAAAGGCCUUGUCCUCACACCAGCACCAAGGGACACAGAGGAGCAGGAUUGUUGUCUGAGAGAGUCAGGCACAUUUGCGAAGCUUCUUGGUCACAGCUGCAAGACUGGUAUGAAGGUGCCUGUCCAAAAGAGAAAGAAAAAGA